This is a messenger RNA of Fusarium redolens, 765 nucleotides long. Its product is annotated as P-loop containing nucleoside triphosphate hydrolase protein. The transcript has a single exon. The coding region runs from base 1 to 765 and encodes 254 amino acids. Gene Ontology annotation, cellular component: endosome. Gene Ontology annotation, molecular function: GTP binding; GTPase activity. Lineage: Eukaryota; Fungi; Ascomycota; Sordariomycetes; Hypocreales; Nectriaceae. The record is from RefSeq and is a predicted model, not a curated record. Gene Ontology annotation, biological process: regulation of endocytosis.
AUGUCGACCACACCGUGGGACUACAUCGCCAAACUCGUCUGCAUCGGCGACUCAGGAUGCGGCAAGUCCAGUCUUACCAUUCGGCUCUGCGAAGGUCGCUUUUCGCCUCAUCACGACGUCACCAUUGGCGUUGAAUUCGGCUCCCGUAUCGUCCCCGUCGGUCCUCCUCACUCAAAAGUCGGCGCCGUCAACUCCUCAGAUCCCGAUAACAAAGACCAAGAAGCCGAUGGUCUUCCUGAACCUCCUCGGGAUGACUCCAACACGCCCCAGAAGCAUAUGAAGCUUAGUCUUUGGGACACAGCUGGCCAGGAGACAUACAAGUCUGUCACUCGAUCUUACUUCCGAGGCGCAAGCGGUGCCUUGCUUGUCUUCGACCUGUCUCGAAAGCAAACCUUCCAGCAUGUUACAGACUGGCUCAACGACCUACGACAGAUCGCCGAGCCUGAUAUUGUGGUUAUCCUGGUUGGUAACAAAGCAGAUCUGACACAACAGGAGGAUAACAAGCGUGAGGUCACACGCGGGGAGGCAGAGGAGUGGGCCAAGCGUAACGGGGUUAUGGAAUACGUCGAGACAAGCGCAAAGAGCGGCGAGAAUGUCGAAAAGGCUUUCAUGCGGGUAGCAGAGAGGAUAUACAAUAACAUCCAGGCGGGCAAGUACGAUCUCAAUGACAGAAGAUCUGGAGUCAAGGGUGCAGGAGCUGGUGGAAACCGCCAAGUCAAGCUAUCUGGAGAUGCCAACAAGUCAGCGGGAGGUGGCUGUUGUUAG